GGGAGGGUGCUACUUUGUCACACACUGCCUUCUCUCUGAGCUGUUAACCUUUCAAUUAGUAGGCUAGCGAACGUGUCCCUCCCGGCGCGCCAGCCGUCGAAAGCACCAGCACUUCAUCAAAUGGGAAUUGUGGAUUACGGCUCGUCCUUCUUGUGAAUUUUUCAUCAGAUGACCUACCGAUCAACGCAUUUUACUUCGUGCAGGGAGGGUGAGAAAGAUCGAGAAAACUUGAAGGUGUUGUCGUCUCCGUCCUGAUCAGGAGUUGCAGCCAGGUUCCUCCUUCCUCUCUUCCUCCUGCCUGUGAUAUUUGGAUAUAUAUCAGCACCCUGGUGUGGAUUAACGUGUUUGUUCGUAUAGUUGUGGAUUUACGGGCGUGUGCGGAUCGUUGUGGAUUUCUGGGCGUGUGCGGAUCGUUGUGGAUUUAAGUGAUGCGUCUGGCCGUGCGAGGGCCGGCAGCGCUGUGCUCUCGGCCGCGUCGGCGCGUGUAGGAGCCAGUGGGCACGUGUGAAGCCUGGAUGGAAGAGUGGCGCGUCAGCAGCCGAGGAUUGUGGGUAUGAUGAUGCGGCUGGCCGACCCACGCUACACAGCGUGGAUCCUGGAGGCCAUCGGUAAGAUCCGCCGGCAGAAGCAGCGUCCAUCAGAGGAGCGCAUCUGUCACGCGGUGAGUGCCGCCCACAGCCUGGACCGCCUCACGGCACAGCGCCAUCUAGAGCUGGCCGUGCAGGAUGGCAGCGUGCUGCGCGUCACCAGCAAGGGUUGCACCUCCUACAAGGACCCUGGGGGGGGCGCUGCUGGGGCAAUAACCACCACAGCCACCCCUACGGACCCCACAGGGGCAAUAACCACCACAGCGGCAAUAACCACCACAGCCACCCCUACGGACCCCACAGGGGCAAUAACCACCACAGCCACCCCUACGGACCCCACAGCCAUGGCAAUGACCACGCUGGGGGUAUCGCAUGCGCCCGUCACCUCACCUCCCCGCCCUGGCCCUGUGUCCAGAGUGGAGCGGAACGCUGGGGCCGUGGCAGACCUGCGGCAGGUAGACUGGAACCGGCUGCUGCUCCGGGCGCAGGAGGGUCUCUCGGCGAGCGCAGGCACGUCAUUCCGGAACAUGGAGCGCUACCUGCGUGUGCAGCCAGACCUGGCCAGCGUGGUGGCCAACCCGCGCUUUAAGCACCGCCUCCGGCUCGCCACCAAGCGCGCCGUGAGCACCGGACGCCUGCUGAAGCACGGCCCGCGCUACCGACUCGGCCCUGCGGGGGGCGCCGUGCCCAGAGGAGUCCUGCCGCCGGUCACCCUGCUGCCCCAUGAGAGGAGUCAGGUGCGGGCAGACCCGAUCCCCAUCUGCAGCUUCUGUCUGGGCACCAGGGAGUCCAACCGGGACAAGAGGCCCGAGCACCUGCUGUCCUGUGCUGACUGUGGGAGUAGUGGUCAUCCGUCCUGCUUGAAGUUCUCAGCAGAGCUGGCGGCCCAUGUGAGGGUGUUGCCAUGGCAGUGCAUUGAGUGCAAGACCUGCAGCUCGUGUCAGGUGCAGGGGAACAACGCUGACCAGAUGUUGUUCUGUGACUCGUGUGAUCGAGGCUUCCACAUGGAGUGCUGUGACCCCCCCAUCUCCAAAAUGCCCAAAGGUUUGUGGGUGUGUCAGGUGUGUAGGCCAAAAGACUGGGAUGAGAGGAGUGUCCUGCGCAAGACUGCUGCUCAGAUCAAACGCCGCUAUGCAAGGCCUGGACGACCCCGCAAACACCCACUCCCUGACGGAGACGGUCCUGACCAGCCCAUUCCAUCUAAUGAUGGAGGAUUGACCUUUGACCCCAGGGCGUCCUCCCCUGCAGGUGACCCCUUGACCUUUGCGCUUCCCCCGUUCAACAACAAAACCAAAUCUCUGAUCGACGGCCUGUCUCGCUUCUUCACCCCCUCCCCUGAGGGGCGGCGGCUUCGCACAGACUCCUCCCAUCCAUCCCACAAGUCCAAGCGGGGGUCACGGCCAAAGAGCCGCCACUUGCACAUGAGACCCACUUCCCAAAGGUUGAUUCCCACUUCCCAGAGGCUGAUUCCCACUUCCCAGAGCAACGGCAGCUUUUCCCACUGGCGCCUAAGCCUCGCCCACUGCCAUGGAAGCUCCUCCCCCUCGCAGCCGCACGCCCCAGCGUCUCUGGACGGGUUGCCGGGCAGUGUGCAGCUGAAGGGGCUGUUUGACGGCCUGUCGCACAUCUACACGGCCCAGAGCGCCGCCCGCAGGAAAGCCACGCCCAGCUACGCGCCGCCCAAGCGCUCGGCCCGCCCCCACUGGCAGCAUGCCGAGGGCUCGUCCACACUCAGGGUUGGGGGUGGCGCCGCGGAGGGUUUCCCGCUUGCUGGUUGGCCGCUAAAGAGGAAAAGGGGCCGUCCCUUUAAGAACCCACCUCACCUGAGACACCUGCCCUUCCUGAAGAAGCAGCAAAUGCUGGUCACCCCACCACGCAGAGGCCGACCGCCGGGACUGAAGGCAGCGCACGAUAACCCUGAUAUCCGAAGGGUGAAGAGAGAGUUCAAGGGGGCGUGGCACCCCUUAGCCAAUCAGCACAUCACUGAGGAGGAUCUACAGCUUUUCCAGCGGGUGCAGGAGAUCUCAAGACAGAAGACGGCGCUUGUGAGCAGCAGUGAUUCUGGUCACUCUCCUGCCCUCAUAGAACUUGGCAAAUACGAGAUCAAAACCUGGUACUCAUCUCCCUACCCACCAGAAUACUGCAGGUUAUCUAAGGUGUAUGUGUGUGAGUUCUGUCUGAAGUACAUGAAGAGUGUGAGUGCUCUAGAGCAGCACAGGCUCAAGUGUGGCUGCUUCCACCCCCCUGCCAACGAGGUCUACCGCAAGGACCACCUGUCUGUGUUCGAGGUGGACGGGAACGUGAGUAAGAUCUACUGCCAGAACCUGUGCCUGCUGGCCAAGCUGUUCCUUGACCACAAGACACUGUACUACGACGUGGAACCCUUCCUGUUCUACGUUCUCACACGGAACGAUGCCAAGGGCUGCCACCUGCUGGGCUACUUCUCCAAGGAGAAGCAGAGUCAGCAGAAGUAUAACGUCUCGUGCAUCAUGGUCCUUCCACAGUUCCAGAGACAGGGCUACGGCAGGUUCCUCAUCGACUUCAGUUAUCUUCUGUCCCGUGUGGAGGGACGUGUGGGGUCUCCUGAGAAGCCUCUGUCGGAGCAGGGGCGCUCCGUCUAUCAGUCCUACUGGAGGAGCACCCUGCUGCGGGCCAUACGUCACCACAACCCCCCCACCCUCACUCACCCCAGCCUGCCCCAGCCCUCAGACAUCCACCCCAGCCUGCCCCAACCCUCAGACAUCCACCCCAGCCUGCCCCAACCCUCAGACAUCCACACGCAGGCCACUGAGAAGCCAGACCAGAGUGUGGAUAGCUCCGCCCAGUGUGUGGAUAGCCCCGCCCAGUGUGUGGAUAGCUCCGCCCAGCUCACCAUUAGAGCCCUCAGUAGCCUGACUGGCAUGUGCCCUCACGACAUCACACACACCCUACAGGAGUUGAACAUGAUCCACGUGCAGGAUGGCAGGUGUGUAAUUGUCCGGCGGCGGCAGCAGCAGGAUCGUGUGUGUGAGAGGCGGACUGGGCCUGAAGUGGACGCCUCCUGUCUGCAGUGGAGUCCAUCAGCACCGCCCUACAGGGGCCCGCUGGAACUGCGCCAGAGUGUACAGCAGGUGGAGGGCAGUCGCCCUAGUGCUUUGCCUGCUGUGAGGCGGUACCCACUCACUAAGUGCCCCAGUUACCCCCUCACUAAGUGCCCCAGCACCAACCACCACCCUUGGCACACGCAGUCCGGUGCACGUGUCCACACAUCCCACUCCUCGUCGUCAAGCAGCGAGGAGGAGGAGCAUGAGCACUCCCCGAGAUCCCAGACGCACGGUCUGAAGAGAAAGCGCGAGGUUGGGCCUAAGAGGAGGCGUGGCCGUCGGAGGAAACGCAUCAACAGCAGCGUAACCACGGAGACCAUCCUGGAGCGGACAGAGGUCCUGGACGAGCCUCUGGAGAACUCGGUGGAGGAGGCAGAGAGCAUGGCGGGAUCGGCCAGACGGGCGUGCAGUGAGGAAGACGAGGAGAGGAGGAAGACGAAGAGCCACACGGAUCCCCGCAGAGGGAAGAAGAAGCAGUGGAUCAUCACCGAAGGCAGCAGUCACAUGCUGCAACACAUAGAUGCUACCAGAAAUGCCAUCAAAGGCUUUCCAGGGCGCCGGCCAGGCCGCAGGAAGAAGGGCUGGCCCAAGGGCGUGAAGCGAGGACCCCCCCAAUGGAGACAGCAGCGCGAGGGCGCCACUGGCUUCAAGCUCAACCUCUACACACCCCCCGAAACUCCCCUGCACCCUGCCCCUCGCCAGGAGGUGGAGGAGGAGAAAGAGGAGGAGGAAGAGGAGACGGAGAUGAUCCCCAGGCUGGAGCGGACCCCCUGCAGGGAACCGGAGCUGCUGGGACUGGAAGAGAACCAGCAGAACCUUUCAUCGGAACCGCAAAGUCCCGAGGAGCAGGAGAGGGAAGAACUGGUGGAGGAGGAGAAGAGGAGGAGGAGGAAGGUGAGGAGGAAGAGCUCACUCUCCGGGAAUUCAGAGCACUCCGAGCACAGCGACUCCGAGAACUCCCCUUGCCACACGCCAGAACCCCGCGAGGAAACAGAACCCUCGUUCAUCAAACUCCAGAGAAAGGAGGAGGAGGAGGGCGAAGACGACAAGGCAUCCGAGCAACCGCCAGACCAGCAGCAGGAUCUCAGAGGUCAGGAGGAUGUCGGAGCACAGGCUGUGUGUGAGGAAGAGGAGGAGGAGGAAGAUGAGGGCUCAGUUGCGGUGGAAGACCACGACGCAGACGAUGAGGACGAUAGCCAUGCUGUGGGGAAGGCCGAGGAGAAGAUUCCAGGGUGUUCUGAGGGCCCAGCCACUCAUCCUGCCGAGGGUAACGACAAAGAGUGGCGCAGCUCUCCUCUUCCUCUUCCCCCUUCGCCCCAGCCGCCCCGUCAGCCCUCCCAGCCAAUCAGCUGCAUCCUCCAGGACGCUACGCAUGGCGACGGCCAAUCUGACCAGCAGGAGGCGUCGGACUCGGAUGGGGAGGCCCAACGGCGCCCCCCGCCCCAGACGCCCACACCCAAACCCGACCCCCCCCUCUGUCCCGAGCUGGACGUGGAGACUGCUGCGGCCGUGCGCUCGCUUACCCAGGAGGCCGAGCAGAGCCGCGACCCGCACCCGUACUCGAGCCUGCUGGAGACGAGCCUGGCCCGCCGCUACGCUGUGCCCCCUGUCGCCCCGCGCGGCCCCGAGAACAGCCCCCUGCCAACGCACCACGACGAAUCAGUGCGCUCGCUGAGCAGCCCGUCAUCCCACCCCAGCCAAUCAGUGCACUCGCUGAGCAGCCCGUCAUCCCACCCCAGCCAAUCAGUGCGCUCGGUGAGCAGCCCCAGCCAAUCAGUGCGCUCGGUGAGCAGCCCGGCCGUGUCUGUGAUUCUGGAGAGCGGCGGCGGGAGUUUGGCCCAGAUGGUCUCGGAGCAGCAGCAGCAGCACCAGCCACAGGGGGCGCCGUUGUCCGUGACGUCGUAUUCGUCGCUGACCGGGUCAUCGUCAGGCGCGGUGCUGGAGCCCAGAGGCAGCCCGGCGCUGGACUCGGCCUCCGUAUCGGACCACUCGGGGCCCGUGGCCCUGGACAGUGGCUUCAGCGACCUGGGCAGCAUCGAGAGCAGCGGCGAGAACUACGAGAACCCGAGCAGCUACGACUCGUCGCUGUCGCAGGGCAGCUGCUCGUUCGGCGGCGGCGGUGGCGGCAGCUCGCUGGUCAGUGGAAGCUGCGCCGUCUCGCAGCAGAUCGCGGCGGCCAACGGCGUGGUCAACGGCACGGUCAUGUUGGGGCCCAGCGGCAUGACUCCGCCCCCCUGCCUCACGCCGACCCCUCCGAGCUGCGGCAGCAGUGGACGCCAGACCCCACACCCUCACCCGCACACACACCACCCCCAGUACCACACCUACAACCUCCAGCAGCACCCACGCCACCACACACACACACACCUGCACACACACUCACACCCACACACACAUCAGCUCCAGGAGCUCCAGCCUGCGCAGCUCCAACGCAAACACUCUCACCCUCACACUCAAACACACACACACACACUCACACAACAGUCGCUGUCCCACUGCUCCGUGCCAGCAGGUUUCGCUCCCUCCCCGACGCAGGUCCCCCCCCCCCCCUCGUCCAGUCUGGGUCUGUACGAGCGUGUGAGUGGCGGCCAGGUGGGCGAUGUCGCCGGGGGCAACGUGGGUCAUCACCAUCACUACUCCCCUCAGCCCUCCGCCACGUUCAGCCUGGCGAAGCUGCAGCAGCUGACCAACACCCUGAUGGAGCAGCAGCUACAGCCGUAUUCACACUCACACACACACAGCCGCGCUCACACACACCCCCACGCCCUGGGCUCCUACCACACCCCCCCUACACUUAUGCCCCUCCCCCCCCAGCCCCCCACGCCCGGCCCCAGCGCACAAACGCAGGUCACCAUGACACCACCACCCAACAUGACCCCGCCUCCAGCUCCCAUGAUGCACCAGCGGAACACGUCCACGCCAAGCGUGGGUCUACAUGCGCGAGCCGCACCCCCCUCCUCCUCUUCCUCCCAAAGGUUCCAGGUCCAGAUGUCGUCCUCUGCCAAAAGCCUUCAUCACGCUCCGCACCCACACGCACACACUCACCCGUCGCACGCUCAUGCUCACACGCACGCACGCUCCCACACACACCCCCACACACACCCGCACACACACCCGCACCACCCCAUGUCUUUGCACUCCAAGUCGUCGGCCCACACUCUCGUCCAGCAGCAGGUCUACGCGCACCCUGACCACACGCAGGGCGUUGCUAUGCAACCGCCUGGACCCUCCCAGCUGCUGCUGCCUUCCGGCGGUUACAGCGCCAUCAACUCCUACCGGGUCACGCCUUCACCGCUCAUCAACGCCGGCUACCACGGCAACCCUGCCUACAUCAACCAGGCCACGGCGGCCGGAGCCGGCCCACCUCAGUACUCUGUGCAGAUGAGCAUGAUGGGUAAUCAGCCGCCACCCAUGCCCUCUCCUGCCGCCCAUGGCAACAUGAUGUACGCGCCCCCCGGUCACCAUGGUUACGUGAACUCCGGCGUGGCCAAACAGACGCUCAACGCUCCAUACAUGAGGCGCUAGCCCACCGGGUCAUGUGACCUGAUAAGACAUCAGGUGCCGUCGCGUGUGUGCGCGCUCAUAUCUGGGCCAUAAAAUCUGUUAUGAUAUGACAUUACGUGUGUCCCACGUUGUUUGAAGUGUGUUCAGUGAACAAUAACCUGUUCCUAGGGUUAGGGUUAAUAGCCUAUUCUGUUCCUAGGGUUAGGGUUAAUAGCCUAUUCUGUUCCUAGGGUUAGGGUUAAUAACCUGUUCUGUUCUGUUUGCUUCUGUUCCGUUCGGUUCUGAACCCUUACUGGUUAUUUUAUUGACUUUUCUGAGAAUCCAGCACUAAGAAAGAAUACACAAAAUGGUUUUAUGGCAAACGAACACGAGGCCUUACCUUACACACUAAGAUGAGGCACCACAGGACUGAGUGUCUCUGUAAUGACGUCAUCACUGGGCGCCUAAGUAUCUUUGUAAUGACGUCAUCACUGGGCGCCAACAAAGAGCCAUCUCUACAGGGCCGCACAUGUGAUGCGUUUCCUGUGCAGCGCCGUGAUGUGUUUCCUGGGCGUCCAGAUGAGAUGAGGGCCUAUCUGCGCCCUCUUCAACGAUGUGUGUGUAUGCGGAGACCUGCCUUCAAGCUCACUAAAUUAUUGUAAAUGUAUGUUCUAUUUUUGUACGUGUAAAGUACCGAGUCCAGCUGCAUGCUCUCUGCUGGCCCCAGGUCCGUACGGACAAGCCGGCGCUUGUCCAAGGGAACGGUCUCCUGGAUGCCAGGAGAAGAAUCUAUUUUUGUUAAUUUUAAUCUAGUAAUAUACAAAAACAUUUAAUCUGAUUUCUUGUGUUCCAGCUUUGAAGACUUUAUUGCUAAUGAUGUAAAAAAAUACUUUUUAACAAAAUAUUCUUACUUGAGGCAGCUUUCUGUUUUUUAUACAAAUGCAAAACGACCAGUCUGAAGUGGAGUGCCUGUGUCUAGAACCGCACAGUUCAUCUCCACACACACACACACACACAGACAUCUCACACACACACUUGCUCUCUCUCUCACACACACAGACAUACGCGCACGCAUAUACACUCUCUCUGACACACACGCACACACUCACACUCUCUCUCUUUCUCUGACUCUCUCACACACACACACACUCUCUCUCUCUCUGACUCUCGCACACACACGCGCGCACAGACAGACAUAAGCCAGCAGAAGCACAAGUUCUCUGUUCUGGUUUGCGCGUAGAGCUUCCGUUGUGUCUGCUGUAGCUGGGCAGCAGCCGUAUGGGGAGCAGGAGGUCAGUGUCGCCCUCUGAACUUUGACCCCUGACCCCUCUGUAGUUGCUCCAGCACAUGCUGUACAUUUGUAGCCCUGAUUAAACCAUGAGCCACUUAAAGACUUAA
This is a messenger RNA of Alosa sapidissima (American shad), 8551 nucleotides long. RefSeq names its product K(lysine) acetyltransferase 6B (gene kat6b). Gene Ontology annotation, cellular component: MOZ/MORF histone acetyltransferase complex. Gene Ontology annotation, biological process: regulation of DNA-templated transcription. Gene Ontology annotation, molecular function: DNA binding; histone acetyltransferase activity. NCBI's taxonomy places the organism in Eukaryota, Metazoa, Chordata, Actinopteri, Clupeiformes, Clupeidae. The record is from RefSeq and is a predicted model, not a curated record.